This is a messenger RNA of Oncorhynchus tshawytscha (Chinook salmon), 5450 nucleotides long. Its product is annotated as macoilin-2-like. Lineage: Eukaryota; Metazoa; Chordata; Actinopteri; Salmoniformes; Salmonidae. Gene Ontology annotation, cellular component: rough endoplasmic reticulum membrane. Gene Ontology annotation, biological process: neuronal signal transduction. The record is from RefSeq and is a predicted model, not a curated record. The transcript has 11 exons. The coding region runs from base 202 to 2202 and encodes 666 amino acids.
CCUGACAGACGUCAAUUAUAGCGCAAGCUUGCGCUGAGAGAAAAGAGGAGGUUCUUAAAGAGAGUUUUAUUUAUGUUUCCAGUAGAAAAAUUAUUACAGCGAUAUUUCACAGGGACCUAAUUUAUUGUAUUUGUCUUCUCAUGCAAGGAAACUGGAUAAGAUUACAGUAGGAAAUCAAAAACUAAAGCGAAGGAGAGGAGGAUGAAGCGGCGCAAUGCGGACUGCAGCAAACUCCGACGGCCGUUAAAACGGAACCGAAUCACCGAGGGCAUAUACGGCAGUACCUUCCUGUACCUGAAGUUCCUUGUGGUGUGGGCUCUGGUGCUGUUGGCAGACUUUGUGCUCGAGUUCAGAUUUGAGUACCUGUGGCCUUUCUGGCUCUUCAUCAGAAGUGUGUACGACUCCUUCAGAUACCAGGGGCUGGCAUUCUCAGUGUUCUUUGUGUGUGUGGCGUUUACCUCUGACACCAUAUGCCUGCUCUUCAUCCCAGUACAAUGGCUGUUCUUCGCUGCCAGUACCUAUGUGUGGGUGCAGUAUGUGUGGCACACAGAGAGGGGGGUCUGUCUCCCCACAGUGUCCCUUUGGAUACUCUUUGUGUACAUAGAGGCAGCCAUCAGAUUCAAAGACCUGAAGAACUUCCAUGUCGACUUGUGUCGCCCAUUCGCUUCACAUUGCAUUGGCUACCCAGUGGUGACGCUGGGCUUUGGAUUCAACAGCUACGUCAGCUAUAAGAUGCGCUUAAGAAGGCAGGAGGUGGUGCAGAAGGAGAACGAGUUCUACAUGCAGCUCCUGCUGCAGGCCCUGCCACCAGAGCAACAGAUGCUCCAGAGACAGGAAAGGGAGGCAGAGGAAGCUGCAUUAGCUAAAGGGAUAUCUGAGAUGGACUCCAUCCCAAUCUCACAGAAUGGCGCCCCCGCCAGUAAAAAAAUGGCAGCUAUGCUGUCGGAGCUGGAGUACAGAGAUAAAGGGAAAGAGGGCCGCGAGGCCAAAAAGCAACACAACAGCAUCCAGCAGUCAUCGGUAGACUCUAAACUCCAGGAGAUGGAGUACAUGGAGAACCAUAUGAACAACAAGAGACUCACCACAGAGCUGGUGGGCAGCACAGAGAACCUGCUGCUGAAGGAGGAGAACUCCUCAUCCUCGAAAAACUACAAGAACUCCAGCAGAAACGCGGCAGUCAACUCCUUGCCCUGCAGACACUGCGCCACCAACGGCAGCGUCCCAUCAGCCCCUUCCUCCUUUUCCUGGGGGAAGAAGCAGAAGUGUGCAGCGGGGAAGGGUCCAGCAGUAGGCUCUCACAGGGAUCCAACAGACAACUGCAUCCCUAACAAUCAGCUAAGCAAUCCUGAGGCGCUUGUACGGCUGGAGCAGGAUGUGAAGAAGCUGAAGGCAGACCUUCAGGCCAGCAGACAGGUGGAGCAGGACCUGCGCAGUCAGAUCGGCUCCCUUGGCAGCGCUGAGCGCUCCAUCCGCUCUGAACUGGGCCAGCUGCGCCAGGAGAACGAGCUGCUGCAGAACAAACUCCAUAACACCAUCCAGGCCAAGCAGAAGGACAAGCAGACCAUGGGCCAGCUGGAAAAGAGGCUGAAAGUUGAGCAGGAGGCCCACGCCAACGCAGAGAAACAACUUGCAGAUGAGAAGAAACGCAAGAAGCUGGAGGAUGCCACCGCAGCCAGAACCGUCGCACUAGCAGCCACAUCCAGGGGGGAGUGCACAGAUACAAUGAGGAGGCGGGUCACGGAGCUGGAGACUGAGUGUAAGAAACUAACCAUGGACAUCAAGCUCAAAGAAGACCAGCUCAGAGAGCUGGAGAUGACCGUGCAGGAGCUCCAGAAGUACAAGGAGAAUGAGAAGGACACAGAAGUGCUGAUGUCAGCGCUGUCGGCCAUGCAGGAAAAGACCCAGCACCUGGAGAACAGCCUGUCUGCAGAGACCCGCAUCAAACUGGACCUGUUCUCAGCACUGGGUGAUGCCAAGAGACAGCUGGAGAUCACACAAGGUCAGAUCCCGCAGAAGGACCAGGAGAUCAAGGACCUGAAGCAGAAAAUAGCUGAGGUGAUGGCUGUCAUGCCCAGCAUCUCCUACACAUCUGACAGCAGCAACAUGACUCCCAUGACCCCCCACUACUCCUCCAAAUUCAUGGACACAAGUCCCUCUGGCUUGGACCCAAAUGCCUCCAUCUACCAGCCACUCAAAAAGUGAAAGCUUCCUCCAACCCGUCAUUCUCUUCUUUUUUUAAGCCGACCUCCAGAUCUGCUUGGAAGGGGUCUGGGACUUGUUUUUCCUUGUCAGAUCCGAAGGAUGUUGUAUUGUUACUAUUUAUUGUAGAAGACUAAGGGACAUCACAUGUAAACCAGUUUUUUCUUUUGGUAAAUGUCUAGUGAAACCUUACAGAAUUGGGCUUAUGUAGGAUGUUUCAGUUCCCCCUUCUACUCCACCUGUUACUUGGUCUCUCUCUGGUCUUGGUUAAUUCUGGUGUUGGUUUUAUUAAUUUAAAAUCUGUGAUGUGGAUCUCUGCUAGCAGGAGUGCUCACCCUUAUUUCCAUGUUGGAAGUUCUGAUUGCUGAGAGCGGAUACCCUUUUGUUUAUAUGGUAGGACUCUAGCCCUGUUUUGUCAAUGGUAUUUUUCAGUCGUGAAUAUCAGACCAAAUUGAACGUUCCAUUGGCUGUUCUUGGGGUUUUGUGGUAUUGGUUCUAUUAUGUUUGAAAGUGGAUUGUGUGGUCUCCUAUUUACUUGUUGAUCUUACCACAAAGUUGAAUUUUAAAAAAUCACUGGGAUGAGAAUAGAGCUGUACCAAGAUGUUAUGUUAGAAUAACAAGGGAUAAACUACUGUCAACGUAAACCAUCCUCAACAACUCCAAAUGUUGAGUAUCAUCUACAAAAUUACAUUUAUUUCCCAAAAAGCACCCUAAUUUCUACAAUACUUUCCAAAAGUGUUAAGCAAAGGCUGUAUUAAGAGAAGUUAAUGAUAUGCCUUCUCUUUAAGCUCAGAAUAGUCUCGCAAAUUGUCAUGAUCACAGGGGCUUGAUUCAGGACCGCAGUGGUGGGAGUUAGAUGCCUGCUAUGCUAGAAAGGACUGAAGUACAGGGCUUUUCAACCACAUACAAUUAUAACCUGGACCCUAACCAUAGGUUCAGAAAAGAUAGCCCAUCUACUUUCAACAGUUCUGACAAUAUGGCCACUCAUGGUCUAAUAUGGUAACGUUACUACAAAGUCUACUCCAAACAGGCUCCCAGCAUGGGAGUCUACUGCAUCCAACUAUAACACAUCUCUCUACUGGAAACUCCUGUUUAACUAUUGUCCCUACUUAUGUUUUUAUUGUUUUGACUUAAUUGCACGGUUAAAAUUCCACCGUUGAUGGAUUUUGUGUGUCUCUCUGACCUGUGUGUGUAAGUUAUACAAGAAAUAAGGCUCUGGAAAUUAAUGUUAAUUUUUUUCACAGAAUUCUGCAUGAUAAAUCUCCUUUUAUUGCUGAAUACUUAACUUCAGCCCAUUUGCCAAGAAAGGAUUGAUUGCAGUAUAUUCCUAGAAAACAAAGACAUUGGUUGACGUGUUUGACAUUCAUUCUCCUCUGACUUGUCUAAAACAGGUGGGAAAACUGCUCACCUGUUUGUAGUAGACUGUUUACGUAGUUGAACGCUUUGUAAAUGUUACAGUAUUGGCUACUGCCUAGGACAUAGGUGUUAAGAACAGUCAACAAUUUGUUUGGUAUUGUUUUUUUACAUUUUAUUUAACCUUCAUCAUUCCCAUCAUUUUCAUUCCCUGCAUGGAAGAAUAGCUUGAGCCUGAUGUGGUUUGCUGUUAUCUGAAAUGGUCAUUUGUGUGGUUAUAACCUACUGUAUAUGGAAACUUUUUCUACAGGUUAGUUUAGUCAAUUGGUCCUUCAACUGAUGUUGAAAGUAUAAAAACAUGUAUUUAUUUUUAAUUAUGCCCAGUCAUUGCUCUGUUUCUCCCCAAGUCUGACCUCGGCUAGGCUCGAACACUGAGGUUUACAAGGAAUAAAUUAUUUUCAUGCAGAUGUUCAGUCGGGAGUUCCUUUCCUUGUCCUUUAUGACAUAAUACUUAAACAUCAUCAGGCAGUAGAGUUGAGUCAGAAAGAGCAAUUAUAUGUCACGGUCAUCUCACUCCCACUAGGAGGCAGUGUCCAUCUCUUCAGUUCUACAAAGCCUCUGGUCCUCAGCUUUUUUGUUGUUGUGGGGGUUCACUCAAAUUAAAUCCAAUCACAGCUAAUAAACUAGCUGCCGCUGUUCAGCCAAGCCUGGGACACAUAAGAUGGUAAAUGGCAGAGGUCGCAGGGCUAAUAUAUUGAUUACCUUAAUCCCCAGACCAGUCUGAGCACUUAAACCCACUGCCCUGUUUUCUUCUAUCACUGAACCCUCUGUAUUCUCUAUCCACAUCUUUGGCUGUCUGAGCGCCACAGUGAAAUAAUCACUAGAGCCUUUUAGAAAUAGAAUGACCUCUCGGCCAACGAUUUCUAAAUAACGGAACUGUAAAUGGAAACAAUAGGGGCUGCCUGUUUGUUCACUUAGAUUUUUGUAUUUCAGGUUCUUCAAGAUGUUGCUCUCAAUUGAACCCUUUUAAGAUGAAGUAUGGCUUUGACAAAGAAUUCCCUCAAAUGCUUUGUAUCCAAAUACGCUGACAAACACAUGGAUCCGGUUUUGGAGAUUGUUGCACUCACUCAGCUGAGUUGCAUGGGCAUUCCACACUGCAAGGCGUAGAGGCCCCCCAAACCACACAUAUUUGGCAAUUUCACAUAGAGGCGCCCUAUCAGGCAUAAAUCUGCAGAAAAAUAAUUCAUUGCAUACAUUUAAUCCUGAGUGCUUUGUUCCAAAUUAACGUCUCAAUUUGGCACAUCGACCAUUCAGAUUUGACAGAUUAAAAUGGGUCUUUUCAAGCCAUCUGAAUCUGGCAAAGUAUACAUUAAACAAAUCAUGAAGCCAUUAUGCAAUGCAAAUUUAGCUCAGCAUUUUGAUUUAUUUCUAUUGUCUGCUAUUAAAUAGAUAUAUACUGUGCUGUCAAUGGGGAUGUAAUAUAGGAGGCCAUUGGUGUGAAUUACGUGGGGGACAAUCAGUACUCCUGUGGAUAGAAACUCGCUCACCACAACUGAUUUUUAAGACUGGCCAAGAUUGAUAUUAUCAGACUGUCAAACAAACAUGAUGUGCAUGAAUUAUAGUUAGGUAGUACAUUCAUUAUACAUGAAUAAUUAUUUCACACAUGUUCCCCCUGCCAGCAGAGCAAGAGUUGGCUGCAUUUUCUUAUCAAAUAUGUGCCUUCAGCGGCUGCCUACGUCAAGUCAAAUGUUAUUGGUCGCAUACACAUAUUUAGCAGAUGUUAUUGCCGCUGUAGAGAAAUGCUUGUAUUUCUAGCUCCAACAGUGCAGUAAUAUCUAACAAUGCACACAUCUAAAAUUGACCUACUCACUUGAACUGGUCUUGGAUCACUUUCUUUC